This is a messenger RNA of Populus euphratica (Euphrates poplar), 1518 nucleotides long. RefSeq names its product E3 ubiquitin-protein ligase SDIR1-like. The coding region runs from base 322 to 1155 and encodes 277 amino acids. Gene Ontology annotation, biological process: protein ubiquitination; ubiquitin-dependent protein catabolic process. The record is from RefSeq and is a predicted model, not a curated record. Gene Ontology annotation, molecular function: ubiquitin protein ligase activity. NCBI's taxonomy places the organism in Eukaryota, Viridiplantae, Streptophyta, Magnoliopsida, Malpighiales, Salicaceae. The transcript is spliced from 9 exons.
UUAAGACGGCGUUAUUGCAAUAACAGCAAGCCACUGUUUUUAAUACCCCACGAACUAAGAGAUCUGCAUUAUCUCCUACAUAGUUCUUAACUAUAAGAUCUCUCUGUUUUCCAACUUUGUUCUCUGAUCUCUCUCUCUCUGUAUUAGUACUUAAUAUAUCCAUUUCAAUUUGGAAAAUUUCGAAGGUUUCAAGGACAAUUGGAGGCAUUGGUGGAUUUUAAGUUUGUUUUGGCUCUAAGAGGCAUUGGUAGUUUUUAGUUUGUUUUGGCACUAUCUGUCACUUCUUUAGACAAGCGUGGUUCUUUGAAAGCUCUCGCAACAAUGAGUUUUGUGUUUCGAGGCUCGAGAGGAGAUAUUGAAAGUGGAUUUUCAGGCUUCAUUCCUGAAAGACCUGCAGUGCGUAUUCAUGCAGCUCGACCAGUUAACUCCAAUUCACUUGCUUUUCUUGUCACGGCAGUUCUUUUGCUGUUCAUGAUUUUGAACUCUCAUCAGAUGUCACCAAACUUCCUGCUUUGGCUGGUUGUGGGUGUCUUUUUGAUGGCCACAAGCUUGAGAAUGUAUGCAACUUGUCAACAACUUCAAGCUCAGGCACGAGCUCAUGCUGCAGCAGCCAGUGGCUUGAUGGGUCAUACUGAACUCCGUUUGCAUAUGCCGCCAUCAAUAGCUUUUGCAACAAGAGGACGGUUGCAGGGACUAAGGCUCCAGCUUGCUCUUCUUGACCGUGAAUUUGAUGAUUUAGAUUAUGAUACUCUUAGAGCACUGGACUCCGGUAAUGCUUCUACUACCUCAAUGACCGAGGAAGAGAUAAAUGCCUUGCCAGUUCACAAGUAUAAGGUCCCUGUUCAGGAGAAUGGUAAUGCAUCUCUGCAGCAUGCUUCAUCUUCUUCAGCUCCAGCUGAGCAGACAAAGCAAGCCUCGAAAAAUGCAGAUGGGAACAUGAAAACUUCAGAAGAUGAAUUGACUUGCACUAUUUGUUUGGAGCAAGUUAACAGGGGGGAGCUAGUUCGUAGCUUGCCAUGUUUGCACCAGUUUCAUACCAACUGUAUCGAUCCAUGGCUGCGGCAACAAGGCACAUGCCCUGUGUGUAAAUUUCUGAUUGGUUCCGGAUGGCAGGAAAGCAGAGAGAGUGAAUCUGAUGGGUCAGACAUGGUUUAAUGAUUGCCCAAGAAAAUUGGUGUAUCUGUGUAGGAAAACUUUUCUCAUGUCUCAAUCUGUGAUUGCAUGAAAAUGAAUCUCUCUUAUGCCUGUGUAAAUAAUUUAUAGGAUGGGCUUUUAUCUAACCUUUGCUUGAUCAGAGGGAAAUUUAGCUUGUAUUGCUUCCUCAUUCUUAGCUCUGCAUAUUAUGGAUCAGAAAGAAGCAAAAAGCAACUGUUGAGCAUUGAUCUGAAAGCAAAAGAAAAGUUGUGACGCGGUCAGCCCUGUUGAGCAUGGCUGAUGGCGAUGUUCCUGCUCGGGCGUGAUGCAUUAUGAAUCCAACCUAUCUGUAAUAUAAAACGUUUGUGAAAGUUACAUUGCUCA